Molecule: messenger RNA, 456 nt
Organism: Chlamydomonas reinhardtii
Lineage: Eukaryota; Viridiplantae; Chlorophyta; Chlorophyceae; Chlamydomonadales; Chlamydomonadaceae
Exons: 1
Coding region: 35-346 (103 amino acids)
Biological process (GO): nucleosome assembly
Cellular component (GO): nucleosome
Molecular function (GO): protein heterodimerization activity; structural constituent of chromatin; DNA binding
Source: RefSeq, a predicted model, not a curated record
CCUCUUUCGUUCACCUCACCGAACCGAAGUCAACAUGUCUGGACGCGGCAAGGGCGGCAAGGGCCUGGGCAAGGGCGGUGCCAAGCGCCACCGCAAGGUGCUUCGCGACAACAUCCAGGGCAUUACCAAGCCCGCUAUCCGCCGUCUGGCUCGCCGUGGCGGUGUGAAACGUAUCAGCGGCCUCAUCUACGAGGAGACCCGCACCGUGCUCAAGACCUUCCUGGAGAACGUCAUCCGUGACUCGGUCACCUACACCGAGCACGCUCGCCGCAAGACCGUGACCGCCAUGGACGUGGUCUACGCGCUCAAGCGCCAGGGCCGCACGCUGUACGGCUUCGGCGGUUAAGCGGCCAGCCCCAGCCGGCACGCUGCGCACACUGUUGCGGUCCCUGUGACCCGCAAUAUCAAAACAAACUCGGUGUUUCUCAACACCACCCUUCGUUGGUGGAUACAGCU